GAUGAAGAAGUCACUUUUUCGGUCUUGGAGGAAACUCUCGGGAAUGGAGAUGGCUUCUAACGUUUUUCUCUUCCCGGGACAAGGUAGCCAGUACGUGGGGAUGACUCAGAAGUUGUCAGGACCCUCUGCCGCCGAGAGCCAAGUCUUCAGAACGGCCAAAUGUACGCUGGACUACGACCUUCUCGCUCUGUGCGUGUCGGGACCGAAGAGCCGCCUGGACCAGACGGUGUUCUGUCAGCCAGCCGUCAUGGCUGCCUCUCUGGCGGCUGCAGAGACCGUCACUAGAGGAGCGCCCGUGUCGGAGAGCUGUGUGGCAACUGCAGGAUUUAGCGUGGGGGAAAUCACUGCUCUGAUGUUUGCAGAGGCCCUCAGCAUUGAAGCAGGACUCAGACUCAUCCACGCCAGGGCAACCGCAAUGCAGGAGGCUUGUGAGCAGCGAGAAGGAACGAUGCUCACUGUUCUCGGACUGCAAGAGGUUGUACUGCAGCAAAUGUGUAACGAUGCUCGAACCACGACCGGUGGAGAGGUGUGCAUUGCUAACUACAUCUUCCCAAAGGGGUAUGUGAUAUCAGGAGACGCGAGAACUGUUGAGGCGGUGGGCAUGCGGGCACGGGAGAGUGGAGCAACGUCAAAAGAAGUCUCUGUCUCUGGAGCGUUUCAUUCGCCGCUCAUGCAACCAGCCGUGGAAAAGAUCCGUUCAGUGCUAGACACCCUACAUAUCAAUUUUCCCCCGGAUCCCAGUCUAUUCAAAUGUCACGGGGAAACCUUACACAAGUGUGGACGAAAUCCAGGAGUGCCUUGCCCAGCAGGUGACCAGACCGGUUUUGUGGGAGUCAACGAUCCACAACAUGGCCUCAGACUACUUCAAAGCUAGGUUCUGUGAAGUCGGGCCUGGGAAACAGCUGAAGGCAAUGCUUCGUAGGAUCAACAGAGAAGCUUACAAACAGUUCCUCAGUAUUGAGGCCUAGUCGACCACGGGAGUUUGCACACCUUUGCCAUUGCUGAUAACUCUUGUGUAAACCAACACUCUACAAAGAACUGGAAUUCAAGGAUCGUUUAACACCCUUGGCUGGUUGCAAGGACUAACAAUAGCUUUGUUUUUUUUCUGUUGCAUUACUCGCUUACUCACUCAUGUUUCUUUUUGUCGGUGUGUUCUUUUCAACUCUUUGUGUAAAAAAAACAUUCAGUGCAAGAGACAAAAGACACCUGUACAGUUUGUAAAUGCUUACAGCACUUAAAAAAAGGAAGAUUUAGAGUGUUUGAAAGCGUGCUAUGAUACAGGUGGAACAAAAAUACAAAUCCUGAACGGGUAUUGUAUGGGGUGAAAAUGUAAAGCUAGACAAGAAAAGGUAAGUAACUGGGUGGUCGUUAGAUGCAGGUUAAGAGGUAAAACUGCGUUGUACACGUAGAGGAGUUCAAAAUAGCUGGAUGCGGGAAUUGCCAAAGUCGACCACAGCGAUUCUCCCAUCAGGCAGCACGCAGACGCUCGUGGGCCUAUCAAACUGCCCGGGUGCAGUUCCAGAUGAGCCAAACUUUGCAAUGAAGUGUCCCAUGGGGUGCAUGAUGACGAUGCGGUUGUUUCUCGUGUCGGUGAUGACAAAAUUUCCCAUGUGGUCAACGGCGACGCCCUGUGGCCGCAUGAACUGUCCAUUUCCAGACCCCUGACUACCGAGAAUACGAGCUGUAGUCCCAUCGGGGUGAAUUACGAGAAUGUGGUGAACAUUGAAGUCAGAAACAAUGAUGUGUCCGUCGUCGUUGAACGCUAUGCCGCGUGGUGAGUCGAAGUGACCACAAAGGUACCCCUUGUACCCAAAUUUGCCGAGGAGAAUGCCGUUGUGGCUGAAGAUGAGAAGUCGGUGAUUUCCCGUGUCCGUGAUAGCGAUUCGGCCGUCCAUGUGGUUGACGGCGACAUCGUAAGGGUAGAUCAUCUGUCCGUCGUUCCCUCCCUUGGAACCAAACAUGAAGAGAAAGGUUCCGUCGAUCUUGAGGACCUGGAUCCUGUGGUUGUCUUUGUCCGCUACAACAACGUGACCCUCUCUAGUAACGGCGACACCGGCUGGUCGGUUGAAUUGUCCAGGACGAUUCCCCUCCGAACCAAACUUGUACUUUAGCUGCCCGUUGCUGUCAAACACUUGAAUACGGUGGUUGCUGCGAUCACCGACGAUGAUGUUCCCCUGUUGGUCGCAGCAGAUCCCCCACGGUCGACAGAACUGCCCGUUUCCCGAUCCCUCGCUGCCCCAGCACUGACUCACCACUCCAAACCUCCCAUACUCCCUCCCUCCGUCCACCAGGAGAGUGAACGGACUCCCCGAAAUGUGCUGGCCACGAAUUGCCACCACCAGCUGGUGCUCCCCCUUCAUGUGCGGACGAAAAUUGAUCGAGUACGAACCGUCUUGGUUGUCACGAAUAUCCAAUGGAAGAAGGCCUCCCCCACUUGAAGCGGCUUUCAGCUGGACGAAGAGACGCUCCCCACCGUGGACACACUGUUCUCCGAGUCUGUCUUUGGUGCAGAGUAUGACGGUGCACAGUCGGUUGACCCUAGGGUGGUAGAGCCCUUCUCCCAUCGCUGUGCAAAGCGGUGGAUAGGGAGCAGUGGUGAGCUUACACAGGCUCCCUAGUGCCUUUCGGGCUUCAGCUGCGUUGGAUUUAAGCAUGAAGCUGUCGUCCUCCGUGGGAUUUCGACUGAGGCCAAAAACGCGAGAGUUUUGCAACUUUUCCGUCAACUUCACGUGCGAGACGAGCAUCUCUCCCCGGUUUUCCUCGCACAGUGCGUUUUCAGCAGCCGAAUUCAGAAGUUUCAGCGACAACAGAGUUUCCUGGAUGUCUUCUCUCUCUGUGGAAAGUGACUCGAGACGAAGUUCGGCGAUCCUGUUUACCUGAGCUACGACUUCCUUCUCUUGCUGAGCGAGGGCUUCAUGGUGUGCUUGGAACACUUUCUCAACUUCAGUAAUGGCUUCGUUUUUCUUUGUCGCUACACUCUCGGCCAUUUUCUCAGACGCUUUGAGAGAGAGGUCGAGCAUGUUGACCUCCACUUGCGAUUUCCCAAGAACUGCUUCGAUGUUGGGCCUAAAGCGACCGUAAGCUUCCUUGAGUGCCGUGCAAUUGUGAUGAGGGUGUUGGUCUAUGACGCAGCUCGUGCAGACUACUUUUACACACGAGUUGCAAAAGAAGGAGAGUUUCUCGUCGGAGUGAGUGCUGCAACUGGCGAGUUGGACGUCAUCGAAGCCUUCCAGGUCGACUGGGGAUCGCGCCGAGGCAGUGUUUGGUGGGCUCGUUCUGCGACUCCCAGCACACGAAUUAGUCGGAGAGUCAACGAUGCGGUGGUCCUUGCAGAGCAGGUCCUGCUGGUGGAUGGCGAUGCAGGCCUCGCAGAGGAAGUCCUGGCACUCGAUGCAGAAGGCCACGUAGUCACUGUGGCACACUGCACACACAUUGGCCUUUGGCUGCAGGGCAGGGAGGCCGGUCAGGUAAGACGGAAUCACAGCGGUUGUUGCUGGCAUGCUUGGCGGCAUGGUCGUCGACUGAGGGAGAGCUGAGCAGACGGGCUGGAGACCGCCAAACGGAUGCAGCGAUUCGAUCUCGCACUUGAAGUGAGGAGGCAAGGGGGGUUGCUCCAGCGGUGACGCCAGGCCUGCUAGCGGUGGCGGCGGCAGUAUGUGCUCCUCUACUUCACUGUCGCGAUCGCGCAGAACGUCGUUGACGACGUUGAGCAUGUUGGUCAUCAUGAACCGCUCGCAAGAGCUGGAGGAAGACGCCUGCAGGUGUUCCGCCUGGAACGGCUGCAGCGGCGGGCCCAGGUGGUGGUGCAACGAAGAUAAGGCGCCAGGGGAGCGCUCCGUGAGCUGGAGACGUGGAGCAGACGCUCCGCGCGACUGCUGAUGGAGAGACUGAGCUACGUUGUGGUGCGGGUAGCAUGAGGGACAUGCAGGGAAGACUGCGGCGUUGUAGGGGACAAAACAACGCGGGCAAUAGCUCAGCGUCGCCGGGCGAGGCCGCACCAUCGAGCCGUUCACCGACGGUGGAGCAAGACCGACGAUCCUCGUUCCGUUGGCCUGGCCCGGCGGACCGAUGGGAGGUGGUAUGCCGCCAGGCCCUUGCUGCCCGCUUUGCGGCUUGACGAAGUCGGUUCUGUAUGUCGUUCCUGCGGGGAACGGGAAGCGAGAGAGCCUCUGCUCGGCUGGAAUAAAGUCCACGUAAGCCAUGACGGAAACCAACAGAGGUAAGAAAGAGGGACAAAUGACCCAGGCAGUUAUAUAGCUCCUUUAGCUACCGAUCAUGGGCCGGGCGGCCUGUGUGGAGAGACAGAAGGUGACGGAUCGCUGUAGAUUGCGGUCGGACUCUCGUUUGUUGACUGUUAUUGCUGUAAAAUCGGCUCGUUUUUUCGUAGUCGGCUCGCUAGGCGAGUCGCGGUCGAUGCGACGGGCAAUACUGUUCUUCCUACUGAAUCCAAACCGCUAACACGACUUUAGAAGUCGGCAGUACGUUUAUAGAAUCGAUCUUCUGACUGUCUUUACCCUCUCGUCAGUGGAGCCGCGUCUUACGUUCACAGGGACAGCAUCGGGGCUCUCCGUAGCCGUCCUAAGAGAGCGGGUAGAAAAACCCGCCGCCUUUUCACACUAGUCUGGAGCAUGUUACGUUUCGACACCUCUCAGUGGUCGAGUGAUUGGCCUCCUAAUGAAGAGUCGUAC
Geodia barretti is the source of this 4688-nucleotide messenger RNA. Lineage: Eukaryota; Metazoa; Porifera; Demospongiae; Tetractinellida; Geodiidae. The record is from the annotation of a GenBank genome assembly.